Messenger RNA from Condylostylus longicornis, 1541 nucleotides. RefSeq names its product phospholipid scramblase 1. The record is from RefSeq and is a predicted model, not a curated record. Bases 189 to 1037 code for a protein of 282 amino acids. The transcript has 6 exons. Gene Ontology annotation, molecular function: phospholipid scramblase activity. Gene Ontology annotation, biological process: plasma membrane phospholipid scrambling. NCBI's taxonomy places the organism in Eukaryota, Metazoa, Arthropoda, Insecta, Diptera, Dolichopodidae. Gene Ontology annotation, cellular component: plasma membrane.
UAGUAUAAAGUUGCUAAAAUUUACUUAAUCAGUCUCUAUUCUUUCAAACGACACUGAACUUUUGUUUUUUUUGGAAAAUUAUUACCAAACAGGUACUCGUAAUACCACCUGUUUGUUUGUGACAAAUUAAUACAAAAAAAAUAGUGAAUUUAUAUUUUUAAAACAAAAAUUUUAUUUCAAAAUAAAAUAUGCAACCAGCAAAGGACGAUCCUUUAACAAAUCCUAAUUUUCAAAAUUCAAUAAGAAUGGCUCAUCAGGAUAUUUCAAUAUCAGCAUCUGAAUCAAGAACUAAUCCAGUAAUAACAACCAGUCCUGCUGGCAAUUCUAGAAUUCAACUGCCGGUAACAACUUCUUCAGCAGAAAGUUUAAAUUUGGGUAGUAGGACAUUUAUACCACGUUCAGGCUAUGAGGUUCUUGAUGAAAUGCCAUCUGUUCAUAUAGAACAAACAUUUGAACUAAAUGAUAAUCUAUCAUCAGUUAACUCUGAAAAUCGUUUCAUAGUAAGAUCACCUUUAGGUGAAGCUUUGUUUGCUGCUUCAGAAAGUUCAACUGAACGCGAUCGAACGAUUUGGGGGGCAAAUAGACCAUUUCAAAUGAUUGUUCUUGAUCGAACACAUCAACCGGCAUUAACAUUUCAACGAAAAAGCGCUAUGGGAUUAGUGAAAUGUCAACAACGAUGUCUAGAAGUAUGGUCACCGCCCGGAGAUCUUUUAGGUGAUAUUGUAGAAGAACCCACAUUUCUUUCAAAUGAAUUUACAGUAAGAGAAAAAGGAUCAAUUUCAUAUAAAAUAAAAGGAGUACCAACAAAUAAAAUUGCAUGUGGUUGUUUUUGUACGCCAUCUGAAGGACAUUUUGAUAUUUAUGGAUUCGAUGGUGAAACUAUAUUUGGUUCUAUUACAAGAAAAUGGAGUUCUGACAUAUCCCAGUAUACAAUGAAUAUUUACUUCACAGAUAUCAAUAUGCCAGUUAAGGCAAAAGCCUUACUAUUAGGUGCUGGUUUUCUUGUGGAGUAUUUAUGUUUUCAAUCGAGAUUCUAAAGAUUUUUAAAUAUUUGUAAAUAAAUUUAAAAUAUAUUAUGUAUGUACAUAAUAUUAAAAAAGCAUUUUUAUUUAUAGUUUGUAAUAUGUAUAUGUAUGUAUGUAGGUAUACAAAUUGAUUUAAUUUUAAUGCUUACUCUAUUUAUCUUUAAUUUAAAUAAAAAACUAUAAAGCAAAAUUUAUGUAUUUGGUAAAUAUUCCUAAUAAAUGUAGAAAAUAUGUACAUAUGUAUGUAUUUUGCCCAAAUGUUAAGCCUUAAAAAAACUCAAAAUUAUAUAUUUUGAUAUUUAGCAAUUUAAGUCAAAUUUACCUUGUUCGAAAUAAGCAAGAAAAAUGCAUAUGUCAGGGCUUCAUGUAUGUAUACUAACUUUACAUGUGUAACUAUAUUUUCCAAUCAAAGUGUAACUAAUUUUACCGUAUAAAUUAAAAAUAUCAUUUGGCUAUAUAAGUAUAGUUGACUAUUAAAACUGUUUAAAUACGCUAUAAUUUUGCAAUAAAUUUUCU